AAGAAGAUGAUGAUGUUGUAGUGUAGAGAGAGAGAGAGAGAGAGAGAGAGAGAGAGAGAGGCGCCCCCAUAGGUGAGUUCUCAAAUCGCUUCUUCACGCUGUGUGAUUCUCGUCUUUUGCCCCUUCCUCUUUGACCUAGAACGAGAUCGAUUUCUCCUUUUUUUUUUGGGGGGGGGCGCGGGGGGUCUUUGCACAGGGAUUUUGUUUGUAUGGUUUACCGGAACUGAUUGCAACCGAGGCUGCUCGCUGAAUCGUGCAUUUGUCGAAGCAAAUCGCAGGAUCUAUCGGUGCUUAAUCUUCGAUUUCAUGGCGAUUUUCUGAAGCCUUCGUGAGAUCGAUUUGAUUCGAUCGAAAGGCCCCAUUUGAUCGCCUGUUGAAUCGUUGAUUCAUAGGUUUUUAGAGGCGGUUUUUUUUUUUUUUUCUUCAUUCGCUCUCUCUUCAUUUUGUUUUUUUGUUUUUCUGAUCUAAAAAUUACGAUCUUUAACAGGCUUCUUAGAUCUCCUUCUAUUGAAGGAGCUAUAAACAUAGUAAAGUUUUUUUUAAAAAAUCGAAUUUUUGGAUCUGGGUCGGCUUUACUUUUUCCUUCCGAGCUGAAUCCGAGCUGAAUCCGCCUUUCCCUUUUGGUUCUCCGAGAGAUCUGAGUGGUAUCAAGUGGUGUUUUGUUGCCAAUUUUUGAUAUUUUGUUUUCAAAUUGAGGGGAUUCAACUAAUGUUUGAGGGCAAUUCGUCCCCGAUCUCGAGAUUCUUCCUUAGCUCCUGCGACUACAAAUCCGAGUGGGCUUGUAUGGUUUCCCAACUCUUCGAUUCCUCGAAAGGCAAACGCCCGCUCAACCGGCCAGGGGACGAAGAAGAAGAAGAUGAUGAGCAUUCUAGACGGGGGAGAAGAAAGAGGUCCCCUCAACGCCCUCACACCCCUGAUAUCGACGAGAGCGGCAGUGAUACCUCCUAUGACCCAAACUGCCUCAUCAAUCCAAUCGGCCGUGAUCUCACCCUUAACUGCCUCCUCCGCCUCUCGCGCUCGUAUUACGGCGCGGUCGCUUCCCUCAACCAUAACUUCCGAACCUUAGUUCGGGAUGGCGAGCUCUAUAGAAUAAGGCGGCAAAUGGGUAUCACCGAACAUUGGGUAUAUUUCUCUUGCGAUGGCCUUGAAUGGGUGGCUUACGAUCCUUAUCGCAGGCGGUGGAUUAAUACUAUUCCGAGAAUAAUAGGACGUAGCGAAUCGUUCAACUCCUUCGAUAAAGAAUCCCUUGCCGUUGGCACAGAGCUUCUUGUUUUUGGGAUGGACAUGUUUUCCCAUGUAGUUCUUCGGUAUAGUAUUCUUACAAACACCUGGUCUAUGGGAGCUGUGAUGAACUCGCCGAGGUGCUUAUUUGGUUCGGCGAGCUUUGGAGAGAAAGCUAUUAUAGCUGGUGGGACUAACACUAAUGGUACUAUAUUAAGUUCCGCCGAGCUCUAUAACUCCGAGACGAAAACUUGGACUACACUGCCUAGCAUGAUUCGAGCUAGAAAAAUGUGUUCGGGCGUGUUCAUGGAUGACAAGUUUUAUGUUAUUGGUGGAAUGGCUUCCAAUACGCAGGUUCUGACCUGCGGCGAGGAGUAUGAUUUGGAAAGAGGUUCUUGGCGGGUGAUUGAGAAUAUGUCUGCCGGCCUCAACGUGGUAGCUGGCUCGCCACCACUUGUUGCCGUUGUGAAUAACGAGCUCUACGCCGUGGAUUACGCCGAGAAUAAGGUAAGGAAGUAUGAUAAAGAGAACAACACAUGGAUUACGCUAGGGGGUUUGCCUGAAAGGUCGGUUUCUACCAAUGGGUGGGGUUUGGCGUUUCGCGCCUGUGGUGACCAGCUGAUCGUGAUUGGAGGGCAGAGAACGGCAGGGGGGCGCCUGAUCGAGCUCAAUUCAUGGGUCCCAAAUGGGGCCCCUCCAGAGUGGGACAUGAUUGCCAGCCGCUAUUUGGGGAACUUUGUUCACAAUUGUGCCGUGAUGGGCUGCUGAUUUUUCCGUUGUUGGAAGGAUGCACAAUACUGGAUUUUUCCUUGGAGGGCUUAAAUACUGAUUAUGCCUAAUUGGUAAUUUCUGCCUAUUUUUUGGAAUUCAGAUUCAACUGAAGAUUUGGUAGAACAGUCUGAUGUAACUCUUCUGAGUUUUUGUACUUCUUUUUUAUUUUUUUAGUAAUCUCUUCAUUUAUUUACAUUUCCAAAGGCCUCUUACUGUUAUGUUAAUAAUUUGAUGCAAUUACAAUUUUAGUAUGUCUUGAAUCCAUUAUAAAGUGUUUAGUUGCACUGGGUAUUCUUAUA
This is a messenger RNA of Ananas comosus (pineapple), 2291 nucleotides long. RefSeq names its product F-box/kelch-repeat protein SKIP11-like. The record is from RefSeq and is a predicted model, not a curated record. Gene Ontology annotation, cellular component: nucleus. The transcript has a single exon. Gene Ontology annotation, molecular function: protein binding. NCBI's taxonomy places the organism in Eukaryota, Viridiplantae, Streptophyta, Magnoliopsida, Poales, Bromeliaceae. Bases 709 to 1989 code for a protein of 426 amino acids.